Fonsecaea erecta is the source of this 675-nucleotide messenger RNA. RefSeq lists its product as hypothetical. The transcript has 2 exons. The record is from RefSeq and is a predicted model, not a curated record. Bases 1 to 675 code for a protein of 224 amino acids. Lineage: Eukaryota; Fungi; Ascomycota; Eurotiomycetes; Chaetothyriales; Herpotrichiellaceae.
AUGCAGGAGGCCAUGAUGCACACGCCCACCAAGCGCGUGGGUGCGUUGCGGAGGAGUCCGAUUUCAUCUGCUUUUGCUUUGCUCUGCUUUGCUCUAUACAUCGAUGUUGAGCGGACGGGGACGUGCGCUCUUGAAGGCGAUACAGGAGAAGCUCUCGAACGAUCCAGAUGGCAUCACCAUUGUUGUCCCAGCGCCCUUGAAGAGAGGAAUGAGCUCGCAUCCUGCAAGGGGCGCAAAUUAGCUGCCUCUGCGGCAGCAAUCGACGUCCAGGCAAAACGGUUGGAGCAGACGUUCAAACUAUGCCUGGAAGAGAUCCGACCAAACCCUCUCGCAGCUAAAUCGCUCAUCGCCCUCUACGCUUUCGGUUCCCAUUCUCUCGAGGCACAGCUCGCUUCAGAACAGUCUAUCUCGCACAACAUACUCUCUCAGGCGACCGAGCGGGUUUCGACGACGCUCAGAUUCGCUGAUGAGCUCCAUUUCUGGGAGGCGGCGCUGCCGUUUCCGCCACAAGCCCGGCCUUCCUACGCUUCUGUGCUGGAUCAACCAUGCCGCUGCUAUGUUCUUCUUACUGACACUCCUCGCCUUGUUCCUCCAAGCAGGAGCAAGCUGCCAACUUCGCUUGCGGUGGACUUCCAAGAUGGAGACGGCAAAUACACAUCAUACGACGUCAAUUAG